This is a messenger RNA of Acanthocheilonema viteae, 693 nucleotides long. NCBI's taxonomy places the organism in Eukaryota, Metazoa, Nematoda, Chromadorea, Rhabditida, Onchocercidae. The record is from the annotation of a GenBank genome assembly.
AUGGUUGAAAAAAUUACAAGACCAGAAACAAAAAUAGCAACAACCAUAUCAAGUAAUGUAAGAAAUAGUAUAUUUGGACAUAUAUCACCACUUGUUGGUCGAAAUAACAACAAUAACAAUCGUUGUUCAUCACCUAAAAAUAAUUCAACAACGACAAAUCGAUCGUCAAGCAUCAAAAAAUUAAUCGAUCAAGAUCAUUUUCAUUAUGAGAAGGUUGAAUUAGGAUCAAUUGAUGUUGCAUUGAUCGCUUAUGAGCCUAAUGCAUCAUCACCUAACAGACAGCUUCUAUUGCAAAUCAAAAGUGCUGGCCAAAAAUGGCAUAUUAAUCGUAGCAUUGAUCAGUUAUGUGAGUUCGAUCAGCAAUUACAUCGUUGUGUGUUCGAUCGUUCACAGAGUCAAUUGAAGGAAUUAGCAUUGGAAUUGAAACAAAGUGAUCCAGAAAGUGCCCAAGGACAUAUUCAUAUUUAUUUGCAACGAUUGUCACAUAUUACUGGCAAUUUAAUGCGUUGCUAUUCUAUUUUGAAAUUUUUAGAAAUUGAUAGUCAUGGAAAUCGUUUUCUAGCAGCCGAAGAAACUCCUAUAAAUACACCAGCUAUAGCGAGCGCAAUUGUCACCAAAGAUUUCAAUGCAGAAACAUGUGAUCAAAUUUCAUUACGGGUAUGCUUUAAUUCGUUAUCAACUGAAAUAAUUUAA